AUCCUCUUUCCCUAUAAAUAUCCAUCAUUUUUGGUCAUUUUCUACUUACCAUUUACAUCCCAAUUGCAUUCCUUGAGUCUAUUCUCCAUUAUUCUUCACUUCUUCUAAAACGCCUCAACUAUGGCUGGAGAAAAGUCGAGGACCAAAACCAGGGCUUCAAAGAAGAAGGACAACACCAACGCCACGACCUCAGCGCCUCAAGCUCCAAGCGUCCGGGCGUUCGUCUCCAAGAGUCGCUCGAGCUACAAUCACGGUCUUGUCCGGGCGUUCUACUCCAACCUCCGCCACGAAGGUGACACGAUCUACAGUAGCAUCAAUCUCUACAACAUAGAGAUUGAUUUGGCUACCUUCGCUCGCAUCUCGGGGCUGCCUACCCGAGGAGACGACAUAGUGACAUACGGAGGAGAGGAUUGGAUCGUCAACAACGAGGCCGCCGUCAUUCACGAGCUUGGGAUCACUAACCUCAUCCGCCAUAGUGGAGCUCCGACGAUCCACUCAGCUCUGCCGGAGAAGCGCCUUCUUCUCUACAUCCUCACCCAGAUUCUCCGCCCCCAGGAUAGCAGCCACACCUCGCUCUUCAACGAGGACCUGAAGGCGGUUCAAGCGAUCAUCCACGGCGUCGACAUCAAUUGGGCGAAGUUCGUCAUGAUCCACAUGGCAGAUUGCGCCUCCAUCGACACCGAGCAGAGUUUGCCCUACGCCUUCCUCGUCAUGGAUCUCAUCGUGGCCUCCGACAUCCACAUUACUGGACCGGACACCAAGAUGACGAAGAUUUGGGUCAUCCACGACGGCACCUUUUAGAAGUAGUCCGGAGACCGAGAGGGCGCAAGACCAAGUCUUGCCUCAGCCCCCGCCAAAGCCUCAUUACAAUCCAUAGCCGAUACCUUGAAUCGGCUAACUCUUACAGUGGACGACAUGGGGCGGUCAAUCGAGCGGAUAAACCAGACGGUGCAGCGCAUCACGAUAUGUGGGCCUACUUUUGUGGAGUCAACU
This is a messenger RNA of Cuscuta campestris, 993 nucleotides long. The record is from the annotation of a GenBank genome assembly. NCBI's taxonomy places the organism in Eukaryota, Viridiplantae, Streptophyta, Magnoliopsida, Solanales, Convolvulaceae.